AUGUCUGACAUCACAGCUAUGAUAUCAGAGGAAGACGCCGGCAUGUUUGACGUGACUACACAUAUGGACACGCUCCUUAAAGCGACGGAUUCAAGUACAAAAUUCAACGUUAGCUGGAUUUACGUCGAAAGCCCAGGCUAUGCCUACUGGGUCUGCAAUGUGCUUACUGUUGUAGUAGGUCUAGUUGGGAAUUGUCUGGUCUCCGUUUUAAUGACAGACGCCAAGUUUUCCGUGUUAUCCUACUCAGUGUAUUUGCGAUUCCUGGCCGUGUCAGACAGUGUGGUCUUAAUCUUCUUCUGCAUCAAAGAAUCGAUGAGACUGUUUACGUCACCUUAUCUUGUGGGGAGUAAUUUCGAACUCUGUGCACUUACAAAAUUCACAAGAUGCACGGUCACGACGCUUUCGCCGUGGUUGGUAGUUGGACUCACUGUGGAUCGGUUCUACUGUGUGGUUUUCCCUCUGAAACGUGAUCGAUUCUGCACUAGAAAGAAGGCCACGGUCGUCUGUUCAUGUCUAACUGUUUUGUCUAUCAUACUUUCGGUUCCAAUUUUGUUUGGCGUAAAGUUGCUGAAAGAGUACAACGUUUGCUUUAUACAAGACAGCCUCUUGCCAUACUUUGCUGUUAAUCGUCUUAUUCUCAACUCUAACCUCCCCUGUCUCCUGAUCCUCGUCUUCAACAUUGUGAUUGGAAUCCACAUCCAACGCAGCACAUCUUUCAGAAAGAGAUUCACCUCCGCCAGCUCUGGCUCCAGGGAAAACAAGCUGGACAAGUCGCUUCUUCCUCUCAUGUUGAUCUCCAUACUGGCUUUUGCAACAGUUCUUCCCCCGUCUAUCGUAGACAGUAUCAUUUCGAUCCUAAUUGCAAGUAAAUCAUAUUUUAAUACUCUGGCUCUCCUCAUCGAAUGGUGGCCGGUGUUUAAUAUUUUAUACCUUGUCAAUUUUGGACAGAAUUUUUACAUCCUAAUAGCCAGUUCGGCUAACUAUAGGACGAUCAUGAAGACCAAGAUGGGAUGCAGUACAGUCUCCAGACCAAACUAUAAUACAACCGUGUCAAUGGUUGCUGUACAGACUUCGAAUCCGAGCGACAUGAGGACAAAUAUCAUAGAAUUCAGUACCAUACAAUUGUCACCUGCCAGGUUGACAGCAGUUACCUCCCUUGCUGUGGAUUCUGAUAAUAUUUCAACAGAUGUAUCGGAAAUCAGCAACUAA
This is a messenger RNA of Gigantopelta aegis, 1209 nucleotides long. Its product is annotated as somatostatin receptor type 5-like. The record is from RefSeq and is a predicted model, not a curated record. Gene Ontology annotation, cellular component: plasma membrane. The coding region runs from base 1 to 1209 and encodes 402 amino acids. Gene Ontology annotation, biological process: G protein-coupled receptor signaling pathway. NCBI's taxonomy places the organism in Eukaryota, Metazoa, Mollusca, Gastropoda, Neomphalida, Peltospiridae. Gene Ontology annotation, molecular function: G protein-coupled receptor activity. The transcript has a single exon.